This is a messenger RNA of Clonostachys rhizophaga, 2664 nucleotides long. NCBI's taxonomy places the organism in Eukaryota, Fungi, Ascomycota, Sordariomycetes, Hypocreales, Bionectriaceae. The record is from the annotation of a GenBank genome assembly.
AUGCUUCCCAAACCAAGCCUAGCCAGCGGCUGCUACAUUGUCACUGAUAAUUUAGCGAAAUAUCUGCCGCAAGUUGAGGCUAAGAUCCACACAACAAUCCUGGAUUCGAUAUGCCAGACCAAUCUCACACAAAGCUUUGUCAAUCCAUCGCAGAGCCAGGUGGCCCGGGAAGUCAAGUAUAUAUUCCCCCUUUACGGCGAGGUGUCUGUCGUUGGUUUCACUUGCUGCGUCGGUGAUCGCGUGAUCAAGGGCGUAGUGAAGGAAUCGCGGGAGGCACAGGCAGACUUUGGCAAAGCCAAGGCCCAGGGCAAGACCGCUGCGUUAUUUCAACGAUCCCGCAGGGCCUCUGAUAUAUUUUCCACGACUAUUGGGAACCUCCCUGCCGGCGGGGAAGUGCGCGUGGAGCUGACGUAUCUUGAGGAAUUGAAACAUGAUGCUGAGAUCAAUGGGCUGCGCCUCACGAUUCCCACUCGGAUUUCUCCCCGGUAUGGAUCUGCUACUUGGGAAACAAACGCUCCUGGGGUCAAAGAGCGCGGAAUAUCAAUUACAGUCGAUGUCGAGAUGCCAAGAGGCUCUGUGAUCAGAUCCAUCCAGUCACCAUCCCAUCCUAUGUCUGUCGCCAUAGGCACAUUGUCUACCGCGCCGCAGUCGGAGCCAGCUCUUAGCAAGGCGUCCGCUAGCUUCUCUCAAUCGUCAGUCGGCUUGGAUAUAGACGUCGUCAUUGAUGUAGUGGCAACAAACCUCGCCGAGCCUGCUGCAUUCCUCGAAACUCAUCCAACAAUCCCCAAUCAAAGAGCCCUCAUGAUGACCCUGGUCCCAAAAUUCGAUCUUGCUCCGAUAAAGCCGGAGAUUGUGUUUCUUUGCGAUCGAAGCGGCAGCAUGAGGCCCGAAAUAAAAAAUCUUGUGGCUGCUCUUCAUAUUUUCCUCAGAUCGCUACCCGCUGGAGUUAAGUUCAACAUAUGCAGCUUCGGUACAAAACAUACCUUCAUCUGGGAGCGAUCAAAAGCUUAUGAUCAGGAAUCCUUUGAGGAAGCAAAGAAGCACAUAGAGUCAUUUGAAGCCGACUAUGGCGGAACGAACAUUUUUGAUCCUCUUGAGGCUACUUUUGAGCAGCGAUAUAGCGACAUGAAUCUCGAGGUGUUUGUUCUUACUGACGGUAGAAUCAAUGACCAAGAUAAACUAUUCGACCUCAUUCACAAGUGGACAGCCAAAUCCAACCAGAAUAUACGUGCUUUCAGUCUGGGCGUUGGGUUAAACGUGAGCUCUGCUCUAGUUGAGGGAAUGGCACGGGCAGGCAACGGCUUCGCGCAGACUGUCCACGUUUCAGAGACGAUGGACAAGAAAGUCAUCCGGAUGCUCAAAGGUGCCCUACUUCCUCAUAUCAAGGAUUACAGCCUUGAGAUCAAAUAUGGCAAAGUUGAUGCCCAAAAUGACGAAGACUUUGAAAUCAUCGAAAGUGUUUCAGACUCCCUUUUGGUUCAUUACAAGGAUGAUGAAGAAUGGGUCGAGGUAGAGGGCCAGACUGUAAGGGAAACGGAUCACCAGAUCCCGAAAGGCGAUGAGAAGUCCGAUUCAGGUCCUGCUACUGGACCGAUUCAACCAAAACAUACAAGUUUGCCUGUAAUACCAGCCCCAGACUAUAUUCAGGUUCCAAGCCAAAUCACCCAGGUCUUUCCUUUCAAUCGUACCACAACGUAUGUUCUGCUGUCAACUCAAAAUCAAGAUUUGGAACCAAAGUCGGUCAUCUUGAAAGGAUCUUGCGAUCAAGGGCCUCUAGAGUUAGAGAUUCCCAUUGACCACCUUUCUGGGAAAUCGUCCGUCAUCCACCAGAUGGCGGCUCGCAAGGAAAUUAGGGAUCUAGAAGAGAAUCGAGGUUGGCUUUCUGUAGCCAGAGAUGAUGGCGGGAAACUGCUAAGAGAGAAAUUCCGUCCCGGCUUUUCCAACAUGGCGAAAAGAGAGGCUGUUCGAUUGGGAGUGCUAUUUCAGGUCGUAGGUAAAUGGUGCUCGUUUGUAGCCGUGGAGCCGCCGCAAACUAGAGACCUUGUUGGAUUGGAGAAGGAGAUUGGUGAAAUUGAAAUUUCUCAGGCAUCGACUGAUGAGACACCCGUCACCAGCAGCAGACGUUCGAUGCCCCGCGACAGGACGCAGAUUUCGGGCAACGGCCAAAGGGGAUUUUGCGCACGGAUUGGCAAGCGGAGUGCUGUUGGGUUAUCCAGCAAGGCGCCCAGUUCCUCUUUCACAACACUCUCAUCCCGUUCGAAACCGAAAGCCACGCCAUCGAGCUCCGGAAAAGAUGGGAACAGCCAGCCGAUAGAUAAUGGUGGUAACAAGGUAGACAGCGCUUAUUCCAACCACUCCAAGCUUCAAAGCUUCAUUGCUUUACAAGGCUUUGGUGGUUGCUGGGACUGGAGCAAAGAGUUCGAAGAAAUCACAAAACUCAAAUAUGAUUCUCUUCUCAAGCCCGAUCUCCCGGUCUCCGUUGCUAAUCAUGCGAAUAGUGGCGCCAUCCUGGCCACACUUUGCGCGAUCGCGUUUCUUAAGAAGCAUUUCAUCGAGGAGAAAGAAACCUGGGAUUUGGUGGCAGAGAAAGGUCAAGAUUGGCUCAAGGAUCAAAUCGGAGGUGAGGUUGAAGGGUUAAUGCAGAAGGUCUCCGAUAUGAUUUAG